UUUUUCAUAUAAUAUCAAAUGGAAGCAUUUUUUCCCAAGAAAAUAAUUACUAUGAAUUUUAAAUAUGUUAUUAUUUUCUUUUUUAGUUUUGGAUAUUGUUUUUUAAUUUCUUGUGCUGAAUUUCCAUAUUUUAAUCAAUCACUAAAAGAUGAUGGCUCUCUUAGUUUUCUUGUUAUUGGAGAUUGGGGAAGGAAAGGACUUUAUAAUCAAUCAGAAUUGGCCAUCCAGAUGGGAGAGAUAGGGGAAAAGCUAAAGAUUGAUUUUGUAAUAUCAAGUGGUGACAAUUUCUAUGAAGAUGGGCUAAAUGGUGUAAAUGAUCCUACAUUUCAACAUUCUUUCACUAAUAUUUACAAAGCUCCUAGCUUGCAAAAGACGUGGUACAAUGUGUUGGGAAACCAUGACUACAGGGGAGAUGUAGAGGCACAACUAAGUCCAAUCCUUAGAGAAAAGGAUAAAAAAUGGUUUUGUUUGAGAUUUUAUGUUCUUCAUGCAGAAAUUGUGGAUUUUUUCUUCAUAGACACAACCCCUUUUGUGAAUGAUUAUUUUACAAACCCAAAAGAGCAUACCUAUGACUGGAGAGGUGUAUUACCAAAGGACAAAUAUCUCAAUGAUCAAUUAAAGGAUUUGGAUUUGGCAUUAAGUAAAUCUACUGCAAAAUGGAAGAUUGUGAUUGGUCACCAUACAAUUAAAAGUGCUGGACAUCAUGGUAUUAUUAUGGAACUUGCUCAACAAUUAGUCCCAAUACUUGAGCAAACGUACCGUCAUCUUCAACUCAACCGCAACUCUAGCCAGUCUUCGUCACCUUUAGAAAUAUUUUUUAUUUGA
Solanum lycopersicum (tomato) is the source of this 825-nucleotide messenger RNA. NCBI's taxonomy places the organism in Eukaryota, Viridiplantae, Streptophyta, Magnoliopsida, Solanales, Solanaceae. The record is from RefSeq and is a predicted model, not a curated record.